AUGCCAAACCUGAAGUAUCUCAUCAACGAACAAGACACCGAUGGAAACACGGCUCUGCAUUUGGCUGCACUUCAUAGAAGUUACAACAUCAUAUUCAUACUUGCACAAGACAAGAGGGUGGACCAUUUGGCUAAAAAUAAGGAUCAUUUGACCGCAAUUGACAUUUUUGAUACUUAUAAGGAGAUUGGCUACGACGCUACGAAAGUUUAUUACCUGUUGAAAGGAUCUCAUGGACUCCCGGGUUUUCAAGGCUGGUUUGUUGAACAUGGCAAGAAGAGAUUAGACAAUCAAUUUGCUCGAGGUCAACCCUCUAUAUUGACAACUACAGGAAGUAAGAUUGCCAAUAGAGAUAAUUUCACUUUGUCAGAAAGAGGCAUUAUGGAUGCUCAACUACUAGUGGCAGGGCUGAUAGCCACCGUAAGCUUUACCGCAGCCUUCACAGUUCCCGGAGGUUAUAAUGACGAUGGAAUGGCAGUUCAUAAUGGCAGGCCAUUUUUUAGAACCUUUGUGACGUCUAACCCUUUGGCGUUCAUUUUCUCCGUCUCGGCAAUAUUCUUACAUUUUGUAAGUUUAACGUACAGCUAUGGUCAAAAGCCGAAAUAUAUUCCGACCGUGGAAGGUUGCAUUAUAAUUGCUAUGCACGGGCUGUUCGUAGCCUUUCAUGUGGCGCUGAGUCUGGCAUCGGAGAGAUUCCCCCAGAGUUUCGAGGAUGGAGUCUCUGUUUGUGUUACCUAUGGACUUCUCUUUGCCGUGUGCUUCUUGUCUGAUUUACCUGACCACGAGGCUCAUGCGUGGUUGCUACAUAGGUCUGGCAAAGGAUAUAUACGAAAGUUCUUGCUUGAUUGCGGGAUACACCGUAUCUUUUGA
Molecule: messenger RNA, 867 nt
Organism: Eucalyptus grandis
Lineage: Eukaryota; Viridiplantae; Streptophyta; Magnoliopsida; Myrtales; Myrtaceae
Product: protein ACCELERATED CELL DEATH 6-like
Exons: 2
Coding region: 1-867 (288 amino acids)
Cellular component (GO): plasma membrane
Molecular function (GO): protein phosphatase 1 binding; protein phosphatase regulator activity
Source: RefSeq, a predicted model, not a curated record